AUGGCUGCUGAUGAGUUUGUGGGCAUGGUUUCCAGCCCACACGUCUUGGGCAACCCGCUGCUGAAGACACAGCAUUUCGUGGGCACGUCUAAGUGGAAGAAGGUCUCGGAUGAUGAAAUCGUUGGCUAUCAUCAGAUGCGAGUUGCUCACCAGAAGUACACGAAUUCUAAUCUUAAGACUGUGGACAUCAAAGGACACUCACACGGGAGCGCAACCAUAUGGUAUAAAAGAGUCGAUGGUGUUUGGGAGUUCGCAGGGCUUAGGCCAAACGAAAGAUGGUUUGAGUACGACUAUGACAAGAUCUUUGGCGGCACACCAAACGAAACGAACUAG
Messenger RNA from Diaporthe citri, 333 nucleotides. RefSeq lists its product as uncharacterized. Lineage: Eukaryota; Fungi; Ascomycota; Sordariomycetes; Diaporthales; Diaporthaceae. The record is from RefSeq and is a predicted model, not a curated record. Gene Ontology annotation, molecular function: scytalone dehydratase activity. Gene Ontology annotation, biological process: melanin metabolic process. Bases 1 to 333 code for a protein of 110 amino acids. The transcript has a single exon.